This is a messenger RNA of Liolophura sinensis, 3222 nucleotides long. RefSeq names its product low-density lipoprotein receptor-related protein 2-like. The coding region runs from base 85 to 3222 and encodes 1045 amino acids. Gene Ontology annotation, molecular function: protein binding. Gene Ontology annotation, cellular component: plasma membrane. The transcript has 20 exons. Lineage: Eukaryota; Metazoa; Mollusca; Polyplacophora; Chitonida; Chitonidae. The record is from RefSeq and is a predicted model, not a curated record.
GCCUUGACAACAAUAAACAGCCACAAGAGCUAUAUCUUCAGCCCAGUGAUCCAACAGGAUCGGUUGCCCGGAUGUCUUAGCUUUAUGUACAAGUUUGAUGAUGAGAUGGGAGGCACUCUGGGUGUUGCAGUUGAGAAGAUUGCCUGGGGCAGUGCCGAGGACGGGACUGAAAGACAUUUUUCUGGGCAUAAAGUGUGGAGUUUGACAUCUUCUAGCCAUCAUGACUGGAGAUCUGCUUUCGUUCCACUAUACCCAAACGGGGCAUCCACGUACAGGCUUGUGUUUAUUGGUGAGGGAAGAGGCGGUGACGGCUUCAUCAGAGUGGACAAUGUGCUUCUAUCCAGUGGAUCGUGUCAGCCUAAAGACUGCAGCAGUGAUGAAUUCCAGUGUGUAUCGUCUUUAACAUGCAUACCCACAGGCGCCAAGUGUAACUCUAUCAAUGAUUGUUCUGACGUCGAUCUGUCAGAUGAGAUAAACCCAGACUGUGCCUCGUCCCUGGACUGCGUCUUUGAUGAUCCGUUUUUGUGUGGUUAUCGCAAUGUUUCACAAAGUAAAGGCGUCUGGAUCUCCCAUAAAGAAGACACCACUUACGAAAAGACUCCAAUUCGUAUCUCUGGACGCACAGGUAGUUACACCGCCUCCGGUAGGGUUCAAGUCUAUCACAACGGCUUGUGGGGUGAUGUGUGCGCCCCUCGCCUGGGGCUAUCGGAAUUCAGAGUGUUAUGCACGAUGCUGGGAUAUGCAAAGUAUGCAUCCUUCUCUUAUACGUACUGGUCUGGCAGACGGUGGUUGGCAAAUCUGGACUGUGUGGGUUUCGAACGUGACUUGUCGGAGUGUUCUCAUGAUCCGUGGGGAAUCGCCGAUUGUGGGUCAUACAGCUCUUUGAAAAUCACUUGUGAAAAGCCAUUUCAGAAAAGACAUGGCCUGAACACCAUUAGUGAAGGCGUCAGAGCAAUGUUCUCCCGGAGUGAGCGCUUCGCCGAUGCAGCGGUAAUGGUGACUCCAGAGUGUACCGAGUGGGAGAGUGGGUGUGCCGAUGCCUGUCUGUCAGUUAGUUUGGAGCAACUGUCUGACCUUCACACACCCUUGAGCAUCUUUGCAGAGAACAACAAUGGUCGCUUGACUGCACUGUGGAGCUCAUACAGGGGCGGUGAUCUCGAAAUCAUGGUAUCACCGGACACCAGGAGACUGCAGUUCUUUUCGCGGUUCUCUUAUGCCACUUAUCAGCAAACGACAAUCAACAGUGUACAGUUUCUUGACAACUGUACUCACCUAGAUGGAAACUCUAGCAGGAACUUCCGGUGUAACAAUGGACAAUGGGUGGAUUUGAUUUACCUGUGUAACGGCUUCGCAGACUGUGCAGAUAACAGUGACGAGUGGAACAAUCAGUGUGAAAAUACGUCACUGUCGUGUUCGUUUGAAGGUGGCCAUUCGUGUGGCUUUAGCAGUCUUAGUGGAUCCAAUCGUUGGAGAGUUGCAAGGAUAAAAGAUGCAUAUAGACAGCUAUUGACGACUCUGGGAUACUGGUACCUAAGUGAUGAUCGCCAUGGCAAAAACGGCCACAUUUUAUAUUACGACCCUUUCGACUGUCAGACCAGUGGAAAAUCGAUACAAGAGUUGGUGUUUCCACAAGACCCUAGACUAACCAAUGGAGCUUGCAUCACUUUCUACUUCUGGGGCAAGGGCAACUUGACACUAUCGACACCGAAUGGAAAUCUUUUCUAUUAUUCCAGUGAGAAGUAUAAUUAUCGAUGGAAUCAUGUAGAAGUACAGUUUCCUCCGGACAGACCGUCCUUGUCAAUUUCUCUUCUUUCCGACUGUAGCACAGGCUUCUUCGCUAUUGACGACCUGAAUGUCUCACCAGGACUGUGUACAAACCCUUCGACCACGCGGCAAUGUUAUUUCGGCAAAGGUUUUAUUUGCGACGAUGGUAACUAUCUGCAGUGUGGACAAGUGUGUAACGGUCGUAUGGACUGUAAUGACGGGUCGGAUGAACAGAACUGCCACUGCACAUAUCGGUUUUCUUGCGGUGACCCGAAUGCUAACGGAUCAUGUGUCGACAGCAGCCAAUGGUGUGACGGAGUGGCCGAUUGCCCGGCUGCCACAGAUGAAGUACCAGGAUGUUCAUGCCCCCGCGGUACCUUUAGCUGUCAUUCUGAGGAGAAGUGCUUACAUAUAGAGUCUUACUGCAAUUACCACAAAGAUUGUAUUGGGGGAGAGGACGAACCGGUCGACUGUUCAACUUCCUGUCAUCCAGACUACCAGUUCAAGUGUGGCAAUGGCUUCUGUGUUUCUUCUCUAAAACGAUGUGAUUCCGUUGAUGACUGUGGAGACUUGUCGGACGAGAUGGACUGUCAGGACCACGAAAUUCUUUUGUUACAGAUCCAACAUGGCCGCGAGCGCCCUGCAGUGAGGACGAUUACCAUUGUGGCGACUCAGGCGUCUGUAUCAAGCGUACUGACGUAUGCGACGGAGUGGGGGGAAUGCCCUGGGGGUAUUGACGAGGGACCCCAAUGCUUGCAGUGCGGCAAAGACCAGUUCCAGUGCGCCACUUCCGGUCUGUGCGUGAACCAAACUGUAGUUUGUAAUGGGAUAUAUGAUUGCAAUGGCGGAUCAGAUGAGAUUAACUGCACAGAAUGUGACGGGUUUGUAUGCGAAAAGAGUGGACAAUGUUUGCCCGGCAGAGCUAGAUGCAAUAGAUAUCUAGAUUGCAUUAGAUGGAGGAAAGAUGAUUUGAGUGACGAACUGAGCUGUAAUAUAACAGACGGCUUCCGGUGUAAUAAUGGCAUUUAUAUAUGGAACCGUCAGUUGUGCGACGGAGUUGACCACUGCGGUGACUUCAGCGACGAACGACAAUGCAAUUGCACGGUAUACGAGUUUACCUGUGACAGCGGACAGUGCGUGCGUUCAGAGUUUUACUGUGACGGCCACCAGGACUGCGACGAUGGGUCCGACGAAUGGAAGUGUCGAGCAUGCGGAGCGGGCCAGGUACUUUCGUGCCGUAACCAGGUGUGUUUGGAUGAGGAUCAGAUCUGUGACGGCCAGUUCCACUGUGAAGAUGGUUCUGAUGAGUUGAACUGUGGUUCUUUUCACUCUGGGACGGAGACCAACGGCACGGUUUACUUCAACAAAAGCGGAUCAUCCUACCCUCUGUGUGCAGAGAACAUUGUUUCUGAUGAAAGAAGUCUGCAGUUGCUUUGUGACUAUUUGACACACGGGUGA